AGGACCCAGCGGCUCUACGCCUGCCAGACACUCGCCAACUGCGUCAGUGUGAGCGCAAUCAAGAACCCAAGUCAGUUCGGAGCGCCAUGGGACUACACUUCGUCCACCAAGGACGCGGAGGAGGCGUGGAAGGCGCUGAAGAAGGCAGUGAAAGAGGAUGCAACCUUGAGGGUGGUGGAGGAGGACGAUGGGAAGAAGUACCUGCAUGCUAUCACCCCGAGCAAGGUGCCGCAGAAGGGCGUCGAUGACGUUGAGUUCCUCCUCAUCCCCUCGGAGAAGAUCGUGACGUACAGAUCGGCGUCGAGGAGCAACGCAUACGUGUACCCUUACCAGACUGCUAUCAGCGACGGAGGCAACAACAAGAAGAGAAUGAAGGAAAUCCUCGCUCGGCUCGGGUGGGUGGAGCUCAACUAUGCAGGGGAC
This is a messenger RNA of Guillardia theta CCMP2712, 423 nucleotides long. RefSeq lists its product as hypothetical. Lineage: Eukaryota; Cryptophyceae; Pyrenomonadales; Geminigeraceae. The transcript has a single exon. The record is from RefSeq and is a predicted model, not a curated record. The annotation marks the transcript as partial.